Molecule: messenger RNA, 5520 nt
Organism: Closterium sp. NIES-65
Lineage: Eukaryota; Viridiplantae; Streptophyta; Zygnematophyceae; Desmidiales; Closteriaceae
Source: the annotation of a GenBank genome assembly
AUGACGCUCCAGGCAUCCAGUCACACUCGUUUGUCUCUCCCACAAUCGCCACAGCCGCAAUCGCAACAGCAGCAGCAGCAGUGGCAGCAGCAGCAGCAGCAGCAGACGCAGCAGCAGCGGCAGACGCAGCAGCAGACACAGCAGCAGCAGCAGCAGCAACAGCAGCAGCAGCAGCAGCAGCAGCAGCAGCAGCAGCAGCAGCAGCAGCAGCAACAGCAGCAACGGCAGCAGCAGCAGCAGACGCAGCAGCAGCAGCAGACGCAGCAGCAGCAGCUACGCGCAGAGUAUACAGCGGAGGCACAGCCCGCGCACCUCACGCUGCGCUCGCCGUUCCUUCCGUCCGCGUCCGCUCCCGCCGUCGCCCAUCGGCCGCACCGUGUGUGCGACGCGUGUUCGUGCCAGCCCGCGGUGCUCUACUGCGCCGCGGACGACGCGUACGUCUGCGAGCCCUGCGACGUCUUCGUGCACUCCGCCAAUCCGCUCUCGCAGCGCCAUGAGCGCGUGCGCUUGGGGCCCAACGGCGCGCCGCUUAAGAUAGAUCGCAGAGGCGCGGGGUUGUCUUCCGAUGCGGCCGGCAGUCUUCCGCGCGCCGUUGCGGGGAGAGUGCUGCGCGGAGAGUUGGCGCAGAGCCUGCUUCCGCGCGCAGACGAGUCUGGGGUUCGGGGCGCGGCGGCGACGUGCAGUGACGCGGAGGAGGGUGUGGCGGGGAGCGUGGCGGGGCCGACGGCGGGCGCGAUCGGCGCGGAGAGCGCGCAGAGCGGACUGCCCUCCAGCAUGUCCGGCACGAGCUCGUCGUCGCACCCGCCCGACCCCCGCUGUCCCUCCCGCGCGCACCGCCCGCCCGACACCAACUGCACAGCUCAAGGCGGGGUUGCUGUCGCGCGCGCGGGUGACGCGAGGAGGGGAGCAGGUAGAGGGGGGAGAGCGGCGGAUAAGGUGGACGUUGCAGGGGGGAGCGCGGGGGGCAGGCUGCAAGGGGCGAGUGCAGGCGGGGUGGCGUGCAGCGUGUUGCGGUGGAAGGUGCGGGAGGGCGCCGCCGCCAUGCAUGCGCCGCAGGACCACCACCCGCAGCAGCAGCAGUCCACGCCGCAGAGCAGACCGGCCGCGUCACCUGCACCUGCGCAUGACGCAGCGCCCAAGGCAACAGCUGGCUCUGUGCGCCUAUCACCAGCGUCCACGUGGUCGUUUGCCCCCUCUCCAUGUCACACCAACGAGUCCCUGCAGGGUGCCUCGCCGUGGGCCAAGGCCGCAGCCGGCGCGGCGCAUUCCCCCCUCUCCGCGCCCGCGGGGUUGUGCGCCAAAUCACAUCUGCUGCGCGCGCCCGCGAGCCCGUUCACUCCCCCCAGCCCCUAUGCAGGCUGCCUGCUCUCGCUGCCCGGCGCGCCAGGCGGGAAGGCGCACGCGCCUCGAUCUCUCCAGUCGCCCCGCACUGCUCCUCCUGCACCCGCAUCCGCACCCGCACCCGCUCUCGCACCCGCAUCCGCAUCCGCAUCCGCGGCCGGCGGACGGGGCGUGGAAGCACGCGACGGGCGAGACACGGCGAGGGGUGCCGUGCGGGCGGGAGGAGAGGCGAGGGGAGCGGAGGAGGUGCAGGGGGGCGGGGGGAGGGAGGAGAGGGAAGGAGGCGCGGAGAUAGCGGCGGGAUGGAUGGACGAGCGGGUGGCGCAGGUGUGCGGGGAGGAGGAGGCGGGGGAGGCGGGGCGACUGGGCAGCAGCAGCGGGUUCGAGGAGUUCGAGGACAUGAUGAGCGGCAUGGGGGGCGCGGCGGGCGCGGCGGGCGCGUCGGGCAUGGCGGGCAUGGCGGGGCUGGACGACAUCGACGAGGACGACCAGUUCGCGCGCGACCUCGCGCUCUGCAUGACCCCGCGCGCGGCCCCGCCGCCCUCCGCCACACCUCCCGCCGCUUGCCCCCCGUCGUCCCCUCGCCUGGCGAGGCUGCAAACUGCUGCUGCGGCGCAGCAGGCCCAUCCCAACCAUGCCAGCUACUUCACCCCCCCGUCUGCCACUUCAGCCGCCGCUGCCUCGGGCGCUGGUGCUUCCCCAUGCGGCGAGUCCCCCCACGCGUCAGUGGCGGCGGCAGCGGUGCAGCCCGCGGCGGCGGUCCAUGCGUCGCGCACCCACGCGCUGCCCCCUGACGGCCCCGGGCUGCCCGCGCGCCCCGCGAAGCGACAGCACCUGCGGGGACUGGGGUUUGGUUGGGCAGCAGGUUUGGUUGCAGGCUCAGGUGCAGGUAUGAGUGUAGGUGCACAGGGAGGGCAGGGAGCUGGGAGUGCAGCGGGAGCGACAGACGGGGUGAGAAGCACAGCAGAGGGGGGAGGGCUGGCCAGUAUUGCGGACGGCGGGGGGGCGCGCGUGGAGGCGGGAGGAGGAGGUGGGGUGAAGCGUGAGGCAUGGGUGGGCAUGGGUCCAGUGGCAGCACGACAGGGCGUGCAGGGCGUGGGGAUGGCGGGCAUGCGUGGGCACGCACAGCAGCACAUGCACCUUCCCAUGCACCCCCAGGGCCUGUCACCCUGCGCAUCGCUGGACCGCUGCAACCCUGCGUCCCCCACCGCCGCUGCUGCGAGCAUGUCCGUCAGCCACGCCCCUGCCAGCAGCUUCCUCAACUCCUCCGCUGCUGCUGCUGGCAGCGCCGUGGCAUCCGCAGCAGCGCUGUCAGAUUCCGCCAUGGACGCGCGCGCCCCCGCCUCUGCCUCCGCCUCCGCGUCCGCCACCCACUCACACUCCCACUCGCUCUCGCUCUCCGAUGGCCAGCAGCACCACCAGGGGCACGCGCAACCCCUGCAGCAGCGCACGGCAGCAGGGGGUGGGAGCCCGGCGGAGAGAGCUGCAGAGCGGUGGGAGGGCAGUGAGGGCAGGAGGGCGCGGGAGCGGAAUGGGAAGGUGGGUGCGUGCGGGGGUGAAGCCGGGGGGCGGUCAUCAGGGGAGGCGGAGGGGGGCGUGGAGGAGGCGGAGGAGGUGGUGAUGGAGGAGGGCGCCGUGGAGGCUCAGCUCAAGGGCGUCGCCUCGCACCUCACCCUGCUCGCCGCACACCCUCACUGCCCUCCCGCACACCAACCCCAGGGGGAGAACGUGCGGGGCAGCAAGGAGGGUGCGGACAGGCGUGCAGCAGCGAUGCGAGGCGUGCUGGGUAGUUUGGGGGAGAGGGGUGCGGGCGGGCGGUGGUAUCCGGCGCUGCACCUCAACUAUGCUGACAUCAUCACUGCCUGGUCGCAUAACGGCCUCCAGGCAUCGCCCUGGCUGGACGACAACCCCCCCUCGCUCGCCCUCCACGCGCAGCCCUCUGUGUGCUCCGACCCCCAGCCACUGCAGGCGGCCAUGACCCCACACUCGGUGAUCAGCACGGGGCGAGAGGAGGGACCGGAGGGCGAGGUGGGCGAGUCGGGGGUGAGCCGCGUGGCGUCGGUGCCGCACGGGCUGGACCGCGUGUGCAGCGACCUGCUGCUCGAGGACGGGCACCUGGACGGGCACAUUGACGGGCAGGUAGAGGGGCAGGUGGAGGGGUAUGUGGAGGGCCGGGAGGCGCGGGUGCUGCGGUACCGGGAGAAGCGGCGCAACCGGCUCUUCUCCAAGACCAUCCGCUACCAAGUGCGCAAAGUCAACGCCGACCGCCGCCCGCGCGUCAAGGUGUGCUCUUGGGGGAGGGGAUGGGGCGGGGCGGGCGUGGGGGUGGCGGCGCUGGUGGCGUGUGUCAUGGCCAGCACGCUCGCGCUCGACCUGCCCUCGCUGCAGGUGAGACCUGCCCUCGCUGCAGGUGCGCCAUUCCCACUCCAUUUCUGCCGGCGCACCUCCGUGCCUCUUCCUGCCUGCUCCCUUUCCAACACAUUCUCCUCUCUGCGCCUCUCUCUGCGCCCCUCUCUCCGCAACCCCCCACGUGCAGGCGCUGGCAGCGAGUGCGGACAAGGCGGAGCGCAGAAAGGUGCGCCCCCUCCGCCCUCGCUGCUCCAUCCGCUUCCUUGUGCCGUCCAUUACAUCCCUCAUCGCCCAUCACAUCCCUCAUCGUCCCCCAUUGGCUUCACUUGCUUGCUUUGCCGCUCGGCAUGCAUGUCCCCGUGUCCUACCCUUUCACUCCUCUCUCUCACGCCCUGUCUACUCCCCUCGCGCCUCUCAUUCCUCGCCCCGCGGGGCCCAUGGACGGGUGGAUGGCAGGCGAGGGCGGUGCUGCGGGUGAGGCGCCAUGGCAACCUGCUGCUGGCGGCUCUGCUGCUCGCCAGCUGCCUCGCCUCCACCCUGGCUGCCGCUGCCUUCACCGCAUGCCUCUCACUCCUUUGCUCCCUACCAUUCUUCCCCACGGGCCUGUGUGGGCAUGGCAUGGCGGGGCGUGCAGAGGUGCUGGGCGUGUGGUGGGGGUGGCUGUGCGCAUUCUCGCUGCUCUUCCUCGCCGUUGAGCUCCUGCCGCCCGCCCUCUGCACCAACCGGAGUCUGCAGGUGGCGGGGGCGACGGCGUGGGUGGGGGGCGUGGCGGUGGUGGCGCUGUUCCCCCUGGCGUGGCCCGUGGGGCUGCUGCUCGACUGCCUCGUCUCGCGCUCCGCCCUCUCCCCCGCUGACGAUGACGGCCCCGUGAAGUGCCGCUUGGCGCCCGACCCUCUGCAACAGGGGGAGCAGGAGCAGGAGCAGGAGCAGGAGCAGGAGAGUGAGGGCGAGGGUGAUGCAUGCAAGCCGUUCGCUGCACGUGCUGGCAAAGGGGAUUGCGAGGAGGAGUGGAGUGGUGAGGAGGAGUGGGGCGGGGGGAAGGAAUGGAAAACAAGAGAGGAGGAAGGGGAGGUAGGAGGGGGAGGGUGGGAGGAGGAAGAGAGGGAUGGUGGCGGCGACAAGGAGGCGUGCAGGCGUGGGGCGCGGGGACCCGAGGGGGGUGGGCAGCAAGGGGAGGGCGGGGUAGCAUUGUACGGUGGGAGCGUGAUGGAGAGUGGGGGGGGCGAGGGGAGCAGCGAGGGUGCAGCGGUGCAGAUGGCGGUGCUGCCCUCGUCCUCGCAUGCUGCAAUGCCGCCACCACCUCCCCUCUCUCACGCCCAUGCCACCCAGCACGUUGCCUCCUCCCACCCCACCCUUGCCUCCAACCCCCUCCCCAACACAUGCCACACGCCCCCUGCUGGCUCUCCCCAUGCGGCGCAGUCGCCCCCAGCGCCUCCCCCGUGGUUCCUGCAAUCGUGGGAGCAUGCGGCCGUAUGGGCACGCCUUGCCGCCGUGCCUCCCACGCCUGCCGCCCCCACCUCACACCCACACCCCGCUGAUGCUGCCCGUGCGCUUGACCCACCUGACUCGAGCGUGCGGGCAGGGAGUGGGGGGGGGAGAGCGCACGUUGCAGCAGUCAGAGAUUACCACGCCACCCCGUCUGCCGCCCCUUCCACCGCCCCCCCAGCUGCCACCCUGCCAGGUGGCGUGCCGCCUCUCCCCCUGUCCUCCUCCACUCCCCUGUGGCGCCACCGACCCCCCCUGCCUGCUGCUGCUGCCUCUUCUUCCGGGCAACCCAUGCCCCCCACUGACUCUAGUGCAUCGGCUGAUGCCCUCCGCCCCCCUCACUGA